AUGGUAAAUCCCAAGGCAAUGAGCUUGCCAUUGCACGCGCCGCCCUCCCCCCAUCACCUUAUUCCCCCACCGGCGCCGCCCUACAUCGAUCGACCUUCUUCCCCUGCCGGCGCCGCCCUCCCCCCAUCCAACUUCUUCCCAGCCGGCGCGGCCCUCCCCCAAUCCACCUUCUUCCCACGCCGGCCCCGACCUCCUCGAUCCACCUUCUUCCCCCGUCGGCGCCGCCCCACCCGUACCUGCUUCUUCCCCCGCCGGCGCCGCAGGGCUGCACCUCCGAGUGCCCUCAGCUUGGUCUCCCGUCGCCCCUGCCCACCGUCACCCAUCCCCCACGCCCGGAUCCGCAGCUCCUCCUCGAUGUGGAUCAAGCCUGUGUCGCCGGACCACUUCUCCUGGCCUACCUCCCUCCGCUUCUGUCACGGGACGGCGACCGGCCAUAGCGACGACGGGCUUUGCCUCUCUCGCUUGACAUCCGCAGCGGAGGCGCAGCUCCUCCCCCGCGCAGCCCAGUUCGCUCUGCCCACUAUGUCCAUCCCCUCGCAUGGCGUGCAGUUUCCCGGUGGUGCGCUGGUGGUUUCCCCAAGUUCAGUAGCUACUUGCCCAUGUUGUCGUUUGAGUUCGCUGGAGGGACAGAGGAGGUGCUCUCGUGAGGGGAAGCCGGCAUCGUGACCAUGCCGUCCAAAUGGCACCGCACUGCAAUCCCACUUCUUCACUGUGUUCUGGUGCC
Molecule: messenger RNA, 724 nt
Organism: Triticum aestivum (bread wheat)
Lineage: Eukaryota; Viridiplantae; Streptophyta; Magnoliopsida; Poales; Poaceae
Product: leucine-rich repeat extensin-like protein 5
Exons: 3
Coding region: 1-666 (221 amino acids)
Source: RefSeq, a predicted model, not a curated record